Molecule: messenger RNA, 2868 nt
Organism: Antechinus flavipes (yellow-footed antechinus)
Lineage: Eukaryota; Metazoa; Chordata; Mammalia; Dasyuromorphia; Dasyuridae
Gene: ZBBX
Product: zinc finger B-box domain containing
Exons: 20
Coding region: 165-2690 (841 amino acids)
Biological process (GO): cilium movement
Cellular component (GO): motile cilium
Molecular function (GO): zinc ion binding
Source: RefSeq, a predicted model, not a curated record
GUAACCAGGGAGACAAAGGCAGAGGCGCCUUACGGCGCGGGGCGGGGCGGCCCGCCCGCUGCAGGCGGUGCUGACGAUGAAGGAGCUGGGGGCCACAGGUUAUAUGGCAUAAAAGAUUUCACGAUUCAAAAUACUUUUAAGAAGAUAUUAUUACAUCAUAAAUCAUGAACACCAAUGAUUUUAUAGUUCUUCCAUGGGGAAAAACUGGAAACUCUGUAAAACUCAAAGCCAAGAAUGUCCGGGAACUACAGGUAGAGAAAGUACAGUUAGAGCUGGAAACCCAAGAAAUGGAGAAGAAACUUCAACAAUUACAAUCAAGCAUGAGCCGAGAAAAAGAAGAAAGAGAAAGGUCAAGUGGCUAUCACUGGAAAUCUGGACAGGUGGGCAAAUUGGGUAAUCAAUCACAAAUGAUGUCACAAAAUAAAGAAAAUGUUGUUAAGCUAUCUCCAGGAAAAGUGAAAUUAAAGAUCCUGAAGGAUCAGGUUCCAGAAACAGUAAAACAAUCAAUUAACUAUAAAGCAACAAAUGCUUAUACCCAGGAGAAAAUAAAAGGAAAGGGGAAGGUUUGUGGACAGUGUGAGAACAAAUUCGCAUUACUAGUUUGUCUUGAAUGUGGAGAAGAUUAUUGUUCAGCCUGCUUUGCUAGAAUCCAUCAGAAGGGGGCAUUAAAGCGCCAUAGAACUACUCUUUUACAGACGAGAACUCAAGUUUUGACCAAAUUGGAUAGUGCCCAACGAUUUUUAAAGGAAGUUUAUCCUGAUGAAUCUCAAGAGGAAAAGAAUUUAAAAAAAGAGAGUAAUAAAAAUGUAAAUGCCUCAAUAACUCCGACUCCACAGACCACUGACUCUGAGGUAGAUUCUAAAUCAUUAAAAAAGGAUGAAUCAACAAAUCAGAUGGGUGGGCUCCUGCUUCAAGGAUCAUUUGAUGAGGAGGAGUCUGCUAGAUCAUUUCAAGAAAUUUUAAUUCAGUGGAGAAAUAGCAACCGUGAAAACAAAGAGAAACAUAUUCAAAAGAAUGCUGAAACUUCCCCAGAGCAAAUGGAAGCAUCUGCAGUACAGACAAAUCUGAAAAUUUGGAGAGAGCCCCUUCAUAUUGAAUUUAAAGAAGACAGCCUGACUUACAUGGAAAGAUUAUGGCUUAAGAAACAAAGAAGUGCAAGGAACAUGUCAAUGGAGAAAGAACAAAGUCCAACUAUAGCCACUAGUGAAUCAUCCACACCUUUACCAGCUUCUACUGAAGACCAGGAAUUAAGUGAAAAAGAUGAUAAUAUUGAAGUUGAAGAGCUGAAAGAAAGUUAUUCAGACCCUUUCCUAUCAGAAGAACCUGAAUUAGAGCACCUUGAGUCAUCUUUGAAGAUAGUGGAACUCGAUGAUAAUUAUGAAGAGGAACCUGGGGACUCAAAGAAUUUUGUGCCUUACAAAGUAGAAUUAGCUGACACUGAUAGUCAACAAAGUUGGGCAGUUCAUCAAUAUGAGAAGGAUUUUCACUUUGGAAAAGACUUACCUUUUUCACCAAGGAAGGCCACUGAUGCUGUGCAACAGCAUGGAUAUUUGAAUAAGGAUAAAGACUCGUAUUCUCAAUGCAGCAGAACAACCUCAUCAGCUUGUGACAAGACUUUUAAAGUUUCAUCAUCAAGAAGUUCCCCUUCAGAUUCUCCUCAUUUAAUAGAAGGAGUGCAGCCUGUUUCCAGUGAAAAUAAUGCAGCAAAAAAGAAAAGCUUUUUAUAUGAAAAUAAAAAACCUGAUGAAAAAACCUGUGCUUCACAUCAAAGUGCCCCUCACUGUAAUAAUGUGGAUUUAGGAGAUUCCCAUGGUGAAAGAUCGACAUCCAAUUGCAAAGAUACCUUGGAAGGGAGCAGUUUUCAUGAAAACAAGAACUCACAAUGUCCCAAAUCAAUGAAGUCUUCAAAGUUACAAAAAAUAGCCCUCAGAAGUAAGCCCAUAACUGAAGAAUAUCAAGGACUUGAGAAAUUCUUUGUCUUUGGUAAAAAUCAUUCUAAAGAAAAAAUCAAAUUAAACCUGGCAAUGAAAUCUGAGAUCAGCCCUUCCAACAGCAAGACUAUACUCACAGAAAACCGACAGUGGAUAUCUGAGAGUAGUUUAAGUGAAUAUGCUGAUGAUUCAAUAGUUCAGGAUAUUGUUUGGAAUAACCAGAAAAAAAUGUCAGGUGUGCUAUAUUCUCAAAGAGGGCAUAUUUCCAAGAGGCCAUCAUCAGCAAAUAUACCAAUUUGUAAAAUGAUUCAUAAUAGCUCCUGGAGCUGCAUGUCUUUGCACCCAAGACCAAGAAGUGCAGUUUUUCGGCCAAAAUCCAGAGCUACUUCAGAAAUUUCAGAAAUUGAAUACCUUGAUGUAACUGAGCGAGAUGAACCAUUCCUUGAAGAUGUUGCUGAUCAUCAAACCUUAGACAGUUUGGAAAAAGAAUUAAAUACACUGAAGAAUAUUUCAGAUGCUCCAAAAAGACACUACAGCUUAGACUCUGAAAAGUUAUCAGGCAUCAACAUACAUUCAAAGAAGAUAAGUAAGACUAUGACGGAUGUCUCAAAGACACUAGGACUAAAGAACUCCAAUAGACUUGACAUUUCAAGCUUGGACACGGAAAUUCAUAGUUUGCUAUCAUUGUCGGAAAGAAGCAUAGAUGAAGAAGAAGAAGAGAGCUCUCUGGAAAAGCUUCAAGUCCUUGCCCUCCCUUGACCAAGAAGGUGAUUGAUCAGAACGUCUUGAUUUUUAACUUGUGUGUUCACAGAUUAAAGCAAAUAUGAGACAAGAUUUAACCAAUUGAACCUACAUACUGGUUUUAGCUAAUGAAAAAAAAUAGAUUAUUGAUGUCUCAUUUCAAAGCCUGCAUACUAAUAAACAUUGCUGAAAUUGU